Rubroshorea leprosula is the source of this 2497-nucleotide messenger RNA. The record is from the annotation of a GenBank genome assembly. NCBI's taxonomy places the organism in Eukaryota, Viridiplantae, Streptophyta, Magnoliopsida, Malvales, Dipterocarpaceae.
CCAACGACCCUUUUACCAUUCUGGUCCAAUUAGACUUUCGGGUCAGUUCUAAGCCCAAAUCUCUAUCUCCUCCUUCCUCAACCCUUCUCCGCCAAUCUAUCGCUGGAAAACCCUAGAUCUUUCGCUUUGGGGCGGCCUGAAAUCGGUCCACGAGCUUAAGUUGUGCGGCGAGAUCGGGCCUUUUCGGUUGGGUCAAAGGACUUCGCCUCUUGAGACAAGAUGGAAACCCCAGAAGAGAACAAUGCUCUGGUCACCAUGGAUGUGUUGACUACUCCUGAAACACAGCCCAGCAAGAGAAGGAAAAAGAAGUCCAUAGUUUGGGAAUACUUCACCAUAGAAACUGUAAGUCCUGAUUGUAGAAGGGCAUGUUGUAAGAGAUGCAAACAAAGUUUUGCAUAUAGCACUGGUUCAAAGGUAGCAGGUACCAGCCACCUCAAACGCCAUAUUGCUAAGGGAACUUGUCCAGCACUCAUACGUGAUCAGGAUAAUGAUCAGUUGACCCCAUCCCAAUUUACACCGAGGAAUGGUGGAAGUGAGCUGCCAAAACGACGGUACAGAUCUCCUGCCUCACCCUACAUUCCAUUUGAUCAGGAUCGUUGCCGCCAAGAAAUUGCAAAGAUGAUUAUCAUGCAUGAUUACCCUCUUCACAUGGUUGAGCAUCCUGGCUUCAUAGCUUUUGUUCAGAAUCUUCACCCCCGCUUUGACAAGGUGAGCUUCAACACCGUCCAAGGGGAUUGUGUUGCAACCUACCUAAGGGAAAAGCAAACUGUAAUGAAGCUUAUUGAGGGCAUACCAGGACGUUUUUGUCUCACUCUGGACAUUUGGACAUCAAAUCAAACUUUGGGUUAUGUGUUUAUAACUGGACACUUCAUUGAUAGUGACUGGAAGUUGCACAGGCGAAUUCUCAAUGUCAUUAUGGAGCCUUAUUCUGAUUCAGCCAAUGCUCUAAGUCAUGCCGUUGCUGCUUGCCUGUCUGAUUGGAGUCUAGAGAGCAGAUUAUUUUCUGUCACCAUCAAUCAUCCACUGACUGAAGCUGGGCUAGAAAAUCUUAGGCCUCUACUCUGCACUAAGAAUCCUCAUAUUCUUAAUGGUCAGCUGUUGAUUGGGAAUUGUGUAGCUCGGACAUUGAGCAGCAUGGCAAAAGAUGUGCUUGCAGCUGGGCAAGAAAUCAUCAAGAAAAUCCGGGAUAGUGUGAAGUAUGUCAAGACAUCAGAAUCUUAUGAGGAAAAAUUUCUUGAGAUUAAGCAGCAGCUUCAGGUACCUAGUGAGAAGAGCCCAUCCCUUGACAAUCAAACUCAAUGGAACACAACAUACCAAAUGCUUGUGGCUGCUUCUGAGUUGAAGGAAGUUUUUUCUUGUUUGGAUACUUCAGAUCCGGAUUACAAGCAGACCCCAUCAAUGGAAGACUGGAGGCAGGUUGAAACUUUAUGCAGUAUCUUGAAACCUCUCUUUGAUGCGGCUAACAUCCUUACAACUACAACUAACCCAACUAUUAUUACAUUCUUUCACGAAGUGUGGAAGAUACACUCUGACCUAUCUCGUGCAGUGAACUGUGAGGAUCCUUUCAUCAGCAACCUUUCUAAAGCCUUGCAAGAGAAGAUUGAUAAAUAUUGGAAGGACUGUAGCCUUGUUUUGGCAAUUGCAGUGGUCAUGGAUCCUCGGUUCAAGAUGAAGCUUGUUGAGUUCAGUUUCACAAAGAUUUACGGAGAAGAUGCUCCCAGAUAUAUUAAAAUUGUUGAUGAUGACAUUCAUGAGCUCUUUCUUGAAUACAUAGCACUUCCUCUUCCUCUAACGCCAACUUAUGCAGAGGAAGGGAAUGCUGGAAACAAUGUGAAAAUGGACGAAUCUCAAGGAGGAAAUCUUCCCUCAGACAAUGGACUGACUGAUUUUGAUGCGUACAUCAUGGAGACUACCAACCAACAUAUGAAGUCAGAGUUGGAUCAGUAUUUGGAAGAAUCUCUGUUGCCUCGUGUACCAGAGUUUGAUGUAUUAGGUUGGUGGAAGCAGAACAAGCUCAAGUACCCAACUCUUUCGAAGAUGGCCCGUGAUAUUUUGUCAAUUCCAGUAUCUGCAGCUGCUCCAGAUUCGGUCUUUGAUAUAGUGAACGAACAGCUGGAUCAGUACCGUAGUUCACUGCGACCUGAAACAGUUGAAGCCCUUGUCUGUGCCAAGGAUUGGCUUCAAUGUGGAUCAGCAGAUGUCUAAAAUGCACUUGUCAAGAUGGAGUUUUAGAUGUUAUGGAGAAUGGGACUUUGCUCCAAAAAAUCCAUCUUAGCUGGGGUGGAGGGAGAGCGUAGUUAUGGGUACCUGAUUGGUGGUCGUGUAAUCUGCCUCUGUUGUUUAUCAUCCUGCCUAAAAGGUCUGUAAGCCACUAAGAUUUGGGUCGUGUAAUCUGCCUCUGUUGUUUAUUAUGCAGCCCUAAAGGUCUGUAAGCCACUAAGAUUUGGCUCUAUUUGUUGUUUGCACAUGAUCAUAUGCGGAUAUUGGCUUUGCAUUG